This is a messenger RNA of Leptopilina heterotoma, 1244 nucleotides long. RefSeq lists its product as uncharacterized. The record is from RefSeq and is a predicted model, not a curated record. The transcript is spliced from 3 exons. Lineage: Eukaryota; Metazoa; Arthropoda; Insecta; Hymenoptera; Figitidae. Bases 585 to 1244 code for a protein of 219 amino acids.
GAUUAGGUUUCCUAGUUACGAGAGGAACAUAUCGUCACCUUAAUCCGCAAACCUCGUAACUCCACUUUUGGUCGAAAUUUAGUUUUUUGUAUUUUCUGAUUCUUUAUAAAUAAACAAAUAUAUAUUUCAAAUGAUAAAACUGUUAUGCAAUAAAAAACAGUCUAAAAACUUUGCCCAGCAAACUUCGUAACUCCACUGCGAAAAAUUUUAAAUGGCAAAUCUCGUAACUCCAUCUAUGAUUAUUCAAGAUGGCGGAAAACUGUCAAAAUUGAACAAACAGGUGUCGGUCUCAAAUCUUAGCAGCGUGUGUUUUUAGUUACUAAAAGUUUUUUAACGUCAGUUUGGAUACAAUGGUAAGUUUUUAUCAGUUUUUUAAAUAUAUUCAGUCAAUAAAAAAAUAGAAAUAGGAAACUAAAAAUAAGUAAAAUAAUUUUAUUCAGCCAUUUAUCUUGAGAAAUUUGAUAUAUUGCGGAUUGUUUACGUUUUCGAAAUGUCAGUAUAAGCUAAACUACUCGGUAUGUGUUUUUAUAUUAAAUCUCAUUGUUUGUAGGUAAAAAGGCGAAAACAAAAAUCAAAAAAGCGAAAUGUGGUUGGAAGCAGCAUUGAUCAAGAUGUAUCAGAACAACCUCAAAAAAAAGUCUUUAUUCGUGAAAAUAGAAUUAUACAAAGAAUUGAUAAUCAUAGUCCACAUAUUCUUGACAAAGACAAUAACAACAACAUUGAUGAAAUCAGUACUGAUGCAGUUUCAGUCAACACCAGUGGUGCUUCUGAGAAGAAUUGUUGUAUUCGAGCAGAAUUUAGUCAGCCAUCUAUCAAUUUCUUCAGAUGCUAAUUUUUUGAUCAACGACAAUAGUAUAGAGAGAAAAAAUGCCAGAAAUACACAAAGAAUUGAUAAUCAUAAUCCAGAUAUUCUUGACGAAGACAAUAGCAACAACAUUGAUGAAAUCAGUACUGAUGCUGUUCCAGUCAAUACCAGUGGUGCUUCUGAUAAGAAUUGUUAUAUUCGAGCAGAAUUUAGUAACCCAUCAACUUCUUCAGAUGCUGAUUUAUUGAUCAGUGACGAUAGUAUGGACAGAAAAAUUGUCCCUUAUUCUGAUAGCUCCGAUAGUGAAACAGAUAUUAAAAAAAGAAGAAAACGAAGGAAAAGGAUUAGAAAAAAGAGUUCUGAUUGGAAACAGGAAAUAGAUCAACGAAAAAGAGAAUUUGGUUAUCCAUAUAAAGGCAAAAGAAUGGAAGAAUUGUAA